Molecule: messenger RNA, 1175 nt
Organism: Musa acuminata AAA Group (dessert banana)
Lineage: Eukaryota; Viridiplantae; Streptophyta; Magnoliopsida; Zingiberales; Musaceae
Exons: 1
Coding region: 81-1175 (364 amino acids)
Molecular function (GO): calmodulin binding
Source: RefSeq, a predicted model, not a curated record
UGUUGAUUGAUCGAGAUCAGCUUGAACUGUUUCAUCAUUCUUCCACCGUCUGUGGUUUCCGUGCAGGUAUCGAGUAGCUCAUGGCGAUGGCCAAGAGAGGAGUGCAUCAGAAAGAGAGGGACAACAAUGGAGGAAAUGGCAUCAGAGCCUCCCACCAAGGGGACGUUUCAAAGCUGCCGGGGAAGACGAUAGCGAACUAUCUGAAGCCCACCAUAAGCUCCUGCCAUGUCGGCAGCUGCAGGUAUCCCAGGAGCCAGAAACAAGCUUCCGAGGCCUCUUCCAUGGCUACCUCCUCUGCCAAGCCUGGAAGCUCCAUCAACAAAGCUCGCUUGCUGUCCUCUGUGCCCGAAAGAACUCCUGCAUCGAUCAGAUCCAAAGAGAGAGCAAGGACCAGAGCUGGCAAGUCUCCAAUGACAGCAGCAAUCAGCUCAAAGAAGAGAACGACAGGAAUCGAGAAAUCUCCAGUGACGACAGCAAUCAGCUUAAAAGAGAGAACCAGAAGAACUGAUGGGAGAUCUUCCAUGGCUGCGAUCUCUCCGAAACCAAGCUUGGGGAAGGCAUUCAAGACUCCAACAAGCGGGAAAGCAGUUCCGGUCAGGAAGGCCAACGUCGCUGCCACGACCUCCACCACUGCGGCCAAAUCGGAGGACGACAAGGUGAUACGUGUCGACGAUGAAACCCAAACACAAGACCAGGCAAAGGGCACACGAGUGGAGGUAGAACAGCCACACGAGAGCAAGGCCAAGGUAGAGAGCGAAGAGCCAAAAGCAGCCAAGACGGACGACGACGAGGUCUCACACGAGACGGAAGGAAAGAUGGAACUGCAGCCGGAGAGCGAGGUGGGAGGAGACAAGACAGUGGCACAAGAGAAGGAAAAGGGUGAGGAAGAAGGGGUGGCGCCAAAGGGGCCAGCGAACGGGAGGAACCAGCCGCUGCCGGCUUACAAUGCUGUGAUAGAGGAGAAGGCCACCAAGCUGGCGGCGCGGCGGAACAAGGUGUUGGCACUCGCGGGGGCCUUCGAGUCCGUCAUCUCGUUGCAGAUGCCGGAACUGAGUUCACAGGAGCAGGCGGCGAUGACGGUGAGGAGCGUCAGUAGGGGCCGCGGCAGAGCUGCUCAAUCAACCCAGCAACCGACGGAGGAAGGGAGGAAGGGUGGGAACGAGGGAGCCAAUUGA